Phyllotreta striolata is the source of this 925-nucleotide messenger RNA. Lineage: Eukaryota; Metazoa; Arthropoda; Insecta; Coleoptera; Chrysomelidae. The record is from the annotation of a GenBank genome assembly.
AUGGAUACUGAAAAAGGAAUGCUGAAGCCUUCCGAGAGAGCGGUAGAACGCAAGAGGAAUGUUAUUGCCGUAAAUUUGGAUAAUUUGGUGUGUUUUAUGGGACAUUCGACCGUUUUGUUGGCUUUUCCAGACUGCUCGGCCUACAAAAUGGAUACUAAAAAGACUGCUGGGCCUACAAAAUGGAUACUAAAAAGGGAUCUGAUGCCGUUUCAAGUCUUCCGAGAGAGCGGUAGAACGCAAGAGGAAUGUUUUUGCCACUGCUCGGCCUACAAAAUGGAUACUAAAAAGACUGCUCGGCCUACAAAAUGGAUACUAAAAAGGAAUCUGAUGCCGUUUCAAGUCUUCCGAGAGAGCGGUAGAAAGCAAGAGGAAUGUUAUUGCUGUAAAAUUGGAUAAUUUGGUGUGUUUUAUGGGACAUUCGACCGUUUUGUUGGCUUUUCCAGACUGCUCUGCCUACAAAAUGAAAUGGAUUGGCACGGGAUAAUAAGAAGCAAAGGACAACUAGUAGCUUGGAAUAAACCCCCAACAACAAUUGGAGGCAUAUUUUGGAUUUUUUCUGCCAUUUUCAACAUUAACCGAACAACCCAGUACUUCGAUCGGAGAACCUUCGAACGAUGAAAUAUUAUGCUAAAAAGGAUUGAAACUGGAAAAAAGGAGGCAAACAGCAACUGGCAAAGCAACAUAACCCACCAGGAACAAUUUGAACAGCAUUCUGGAGUCUUUUCUGAAGGCUUUUUUUCCAUUCAAUCGAACAACAGUGUUGAAGAACCUUCGUAAACAAUACAUUAAUAUGUUAAUUGUGAAAUGUUUUAGUAAUAAUUAAAAUUAAUCGUUAUUGAACUAACUGUUUUAGUUAUUUCUACUAAUUUAAUCUCUUGCAGGAAAUUAAAAACAUUAAUAAAGGACGUUUAACGUUUAUCAACAU